AUGGAGGAGUUCCGUGAAGAAGAGAUAGAGAGUAUCCUGUACAUUGGCAGGGAAGUGUCAGUGUACAAGAUCCCGCCGCUGAAGAAGAACGAGGGUCAUCGUGCGCAGGAGUGGGGUGACCUCGCUCAGCCACUUUGGAAGGGAAGGCUGCGGAUUGUCGAGCGAUCGAGCGGGUUGACGCUGCAAUUCGAAGACCCGUCGACUGGAGAAUUGUUCGCGAAGGCGGACUACGAUCCUGCCAAACCGAGCGUCGAGGCAGUGCUCGACUCGUCCCGCUACUUCGUGGUCCGAGUGGAGGACAACGGACGAAAAGCGUAUAUCGGCAUGGGCUUCCUUGAGCGCUCGGAUAGCUUUGAUUUUAACGUAACUUUGCAAGACUACACAAAGCGUUGGCGCGCUCGUGUGAACCCGCAGGAGGCGGGGACCGACGACAAGCCCUCACCCCAUAUUCCUGCAGGACCCAAGAAAGACUAUACGCUGAAGGAGGGUCAAACAUUCUCCAUAUCCAUUCCUGGCCGUGCUAAGGCAGAAUCCACGAGCACAAGCGACCUACUGGGUGGUGUUGGCGGCGUAAAGCCGUCUUCAUCCGGCGGUUUGGCUGUGCCUCUACUACCACCCCCACCGAGUGCACCGAGGAAGAGAUGA
Sparassis crispa is the source of this 645-nucleotide messenger RNA. RefSeq lists its product as hypothetical. The coding region runs from base 1 to 645 and encodes 214 amino acids. The record is from RefSeq and is a predicted model, not a curated record. Gene Ontology annotation, cellular component: membrane; clathrin vesicle coat. The transcript has 6 exons. Gene Ontology annotation, biological process: endocytosis. NCBI's taxonomy places the organism in Eukaryota, Fungi, Basidiomycota, Agaricomycetes, Polyporales, Sparassidaceae.